GGUGAGUGUACAGCAACAAUGAGCGACAAAUCAUUCCAAUUAGCGUCUGUUUGGGCUCGUUGUUAGGGGAUUUACGUCAGCGCUAACAAUACUCGAAAAACAUUUUGGACAGAGAAUAAAAAUAAUCGACGCGGCAUCUCUUCUUUCCGUAUUGAAAAUGGUUUUCUAUAAUCGAGUGGUGGUUAAGACACGAAAGGAUAUUUGCUGGUGCAAAUCUUGUCGAUUUGUAAUACUUUAAGAAGCUUUUACUACUAACAAGUUGUUGAUUUAGGCUUACGUUUCUUUCAAUCACCUCGGCGAUGACCUCUGUGAGUUCCAGUGUUACAACCGGUCGACGAAGAACCUCUAGUUCCUCUGAUGUGAUGGCGUCGAUGACAGCUGCGAGAGCUGCAGCGACAUAUUUCGACAAAAUAGAACGUUACGAGCUGCAAGAAACACUCGCUUAUACCUCCUGCGACUGGCUGCUUUCGACCGAAGACACAAGGAUUUCUGUUGAACCGCCACGCGGACUGAUCGCUGGGAUUCAAAUUCCGAGCGAUUUCAACAACUGUUUGAUUCUUAUUCCCGAAGAAGAGGGGAUCGAACCGUUGGAAUUGCGAGAAAUGCAUCAGAUCGUACGUGAACUGGUCACGGGAAUAUUUAUUUUGAAUCAAACGCCGUCAAUAACUUUGGAAGCGAAUUACGAUUGCAGCACAUCAUGUCAAAUUCCACCAGCUUACUAUGACACGCGAAUCGGUCAGAUAUUGACAAAUGUAGAUUACAUGAUGAAGAGCCUUUGGCAUGGGGCAUACUUCCCAAAAGAUAAGAGAACAAAAUUUGCUGAACGAUGGAGGCAGGCUGUAAAUCUAAAUACAACAACUGGAGAGCCAGAAACCCGGAGGAGCUUGCAACUUGUGUGGACAGAGGCUGGUAUUUUGGAUUUGGCUGUAGAUCCUGAACUGACUGAAGCGUACAAUUCCGUCCCCGACGAAAACAAAGAUGACCUAGAUGCUGUUGAGGAAAAGAGACAUUUUAUGAAGCACGUUGAUGAACUGGCGCUCAAACUGACUUUAUUCCAAAAUGCUGUCAAUCAACAUCAAAACAUAUUCUUGACAGAUGCCAACUAUCACAUUUCAAGCAUUGUUAAAUCAGAUAAAAUUGAUCUUCAUAGUUAUGAAAAGCUACAGAGAAGGUUAGGAGUACAUCAAGAGUUCAUCAGGAACACCCUGCUUCUCAAACCAGACAUAAAACGACAGCUAUGUCUGCUUAAAUUUAUUAGUUUCAUGGUUCCAUUUUUGAUUGCAAUCAAGAAGCGUUGCAAGGUUCCAGAUGUGAACAAACUUCUUCCACCAUUCACUUUUGAAGAGUGCAAAACUGAGCGCGAAUUUCCACCCCUAAUCUUGAGACCCGAAUUCAAAUGUAAAAACUUUGAUCACUCAGAGAAAUAUUUUCAUUUGCAUGGUGGAAUUUCCUUUGUCCGUGAAACACCACCCACACAGAAAAUCUCUACAGCAGUUGUUGCCGAGCGAGAAAAUCUGGAAUAUGUUGCAUCUGAUGCUUAUAACAAAAUAAUGAGCUCAGACACAGUCAUGUUGGAAAGCUAUCCAAUGGUAGCAGUUGAAAUUGAUGGUAAAAGUUAUUUUGUGCUGAACAUUCACUUGGAGACCUUUUACCCAGUAUCACCAAAGCAUCCAUUAUGGAUACAUGCACAUUAUGAUGAAAUUGUGAAAUUGAAACCCAAAAGACUUCCUGUGCAUGAGCUCCAGAUUCAUGAGCAAUUCAAAAAGAGAUAUGGCUAUCAAAGAACUGUGAAACUCAAACAGAUCCCUGCUGGGUUGCAAGCAAGUGCACAGAGAGGACUGGUUUCAAUAUUUCACACCAUGACACGUAGAUUGCCACCAUCACGUCUGACAACUCAAGACUCAUAUGGCCUGUCUCUCAUUCAUCAUGCAGCUAUGUUUAACAGGCCACAGAUUAUUACCAUGUUGGUGGUGAUGGGGUUUGAUGUGAAUGUGCGUCGCUAUAAUAACAUUUCAUCUCAGGGUGUGAGUCCACUGCAUUUGGCAGCUAGAUGUGGUGCUCUAGAUAGCCUUGUGUGCUUGAUGACAUACAAAGCUGACGUGAUGAUGUUUGACAGCCAGGGAUGGGUGUCUGUUCACUAUGCUGCUUUUUUCAACCAUGUUGACUGCCUUCUGCAUCUAAUUCGCCAUGAGCCCAAACUACUAGAACUCAAGUCUACUGAUGAGUUAGAGUCCACUCCAAUUCUUUUAGCUGCUUCUAGUGGGGCAUUAGAUGCUGUAAAAUGUCUGAUUGAGCAGGGAGCACAGUAUACCUCUAUAGACAAGGAAGGAAAUGGGCCUGUUCAUCUUGCUGCUCUUCACUUUCACACCAACACACUAAAAUAUUUUAUUAGCUGGAACAACGAUGAUAUCCCUGUGUGGGACCUUCUUGUCGGCAUGUUGAAGUCUGAAGACAUCAAGAGGAAACAUAGUGCUGUUAAAUGCUUGGAGGUCUUGUCUCUUGCAGCAAAAAACAACUGGAAAUCCAUCCUAACGGCAGGAGGUGUUCUAGCCCUUGUUGAUCUUCUACGACUUGAUAAUGUGGAGCUGCAAUCUCUUGCUUGUUCUGUUUUGUGCAACAUUGGAAGUCACACUGAGGUCAGAGUAGAAGUGUCUAAAGCUGAUGCAGUUCCUGUUGUUGUCAGUCUUCUGGCAUCACCUGUUCCCAUGAUCCACUCUCGUGCUGCAGUCAUCCUUGGUGAUUUGGCUUGUCUGGAUGUUAACCAAGAAAAGAUCUCGGAGGAAGGGGGAAUACAAUCGCUUGUUGUGCUCCUGGACUCUAAACUUGAACAUGUGUUGGUGAAUUGUGUAAAUGCACUCAGGGUCUUGUGUGAUGGCAGCCAUGACAACCAGACAGCUGUAGCCCAGAGUGGCGCUGUGGACACCCUUACAGAACUUCUAAGCACAAAGUCAAAGAAUCUUCAAGCCAACACAGCAGCAUGCCUAAGUGCUCUGACUAAGGACCAUAGGGAAAACCAAGAUCUGGUUGUAGCCAAAGGAGCUGUUAAGCCACUUGUGUCUUUAGCAAAGAGUACCAAGACGCUUUGCCAAGUGAAGGCUGCAAGUGCCUUAGAAUCACUUGCUACCAGUAACCCAGAGGCACAAAAAGAGAUUGAUGCAGCUGAUGCCCAGAGACCCCUUAUUAGACUCUUGAAAAUGUGGGCCAUUGAAGUCAAGGAACAAGGUUCUGUUGAUGGUGAUCCGCGUGUUGGGUAUCCUGUGUGUUGGCGUGGCUCAUCAAUCCAACAAAUCCACUCAGCUUGAAAUUACAAACGCGGAAGCUCUUGUUACUCUCGUGCAUCUUCUGCGCACCUCAAGAAAGCCGCUUAUUCAGGUUGAAGUGGCCAUAACGUUGGGAAAAGUCGUUCUGAAUAACCCGCAAACCCAGAAGCUUUUGGCAGAACAGACGAAAUUCCGCGUAGUUGAGCUCCUUCAUCAUCUCACCAACAAAGAAGAAACCGUUCGCCUUAAGGCUGGUAUGGCGCUGGCUACUUUCGCCUACAACAACACCUCGCAGCAGUACGCCAUUAAGAACGCUGGAGGAAUCUCGCUGAAGGCUUUUGAGGAAUUCUUGGGGUCUGAGAACGAACUUUACCAGGCCCACGCAGCUUUUCAGAUCAUAGUCCUGGCACGUGUGAUUGAUAGUGAUCAGGUGAACCUAACAGCACGAGGCGUGGAAUUACUAGUGUGCUUGCUCAGUUCUGAUCAACACAGUACGCAGAUACUCGCCGCCAGUUUGACAGCCAGCCUCGGUCACACACGUGCUGGUGUUCCUGCGGCACUUAUCACAGCCGGUUCAGUGGAGGCACUCCUGACCAAUCUCUCCUCACCAAACGAAGAAGUCCGUAGCAGCGCUGCGGUUGCCCUAGGAUACCUGUCGUUCGACCGCACGGCUUCCCGUCUGAUGUUGCAGGCAUGUCGAAAUACUCCGGGUCUGCUGGAGUCACUGGUGGAUAACCUUGGUAACGGGAAGGUAUCCAUGGAGUUUAUGGACGAGUGGAGGCAGACCAAGAUGGUCGGACUGCCCUCCGCUAGUUUGGAGAUCCAUGGAGGGCCUCCAGUACCACAGAGAUUACCACCUGAAGAAAGAAAACGCAGGCCUCGCACAACUCAAAGCAUUGGCUCUUUCCGACGCUCUCGACACCAAGACAUAAAGAGAGUGGCCUCGGCACCAGUGGUUGUAAACAGCUAUCGCAAUCAAGUAAAGGCUGGCAUUGUCAGAGCUAUGUUGCCUCGCUCUGAGUCGUCGCACCUGAGAAGCGCUUUUGGAGCAGCAGAGAUGUGGCGAUCUAAAUUACUAACGUCCAGGCCUACUCUUGAAAAAGGAUUUUCCAGUAAGAGUUCUUGACCACAUAGUGGGGGACUUCAGUGACACUGAAUUGACGGUGGCAUGACUGGAAGAAUUGCUGCUGUGGCCGCCAUUAUCGCAGUUGUCAGAUAUGGCGUGUGCGCCACGCGUUUUCAUGGACUUUUUCAAAAUAUAACUCUGCCGUGUUAGUUUAGACAGGAGUCUGCUUAAGGGUGUACGAAGGAAAUUUGCACCAAAACUAGUAGUAAGACUCCCCCACCCCACCCCUUAGCGAAUAUUAAGUCUUUUUCACUACGCACAAAUUAAAUUGUCAGGUCAUAGUGCUAACUGAUUGAAUUACGAAGUCAAAAUAUAUUCAUGGCAUUAGUAUUUCGCCAAAUAAAAUUCCAAUCGGCCGA
Messenger RNA from Stylophora pistillata, 4745 nucleotides. RefSeq names its product ankyrin and armadillo repeat-containing protein. Lineage: Eukaryota; Metazoa; Cnidaria; Anthozoa; Scleractinia; Pocilloporidae. The record is from RefSeq and is a predicted model, not a curated record. Gene Ontology annotation, molecular function: protein binding.